CCGGAAGUUCUGCCUCGCGCCCCGGAAGCAGUUCCUCAGGCCGCGGGCGUGCUCCGCCUCGCGUUUGGUGUGAGACGUAGAACUGAGCGACCGAAGCCGCGAACGAGAUGCCGGUGGCCGUGGGGCCCUACGGACAGUCCCAGCCGAGCUGCUUCGACCGCGUGAAGAUGGGCUUUGUGAUGGGCUGCGCAGUGGGCAUGGCGGCUGGGGCGCUCUUCGGCACCUUUUCCUGUCUCAGGAUUGGAAUGCGGGGCCGGGAGCUGAUGGGCGGCAUCGGGAAAACCAUGAUGCAGAGUGGAGGCACCUUUGGCACGUUCAUGGCCAUUGGGAUGGGCAUCCGAUGUUAAUCAGGGCAAUGGUUGUCCACUACAGCUACUCCUUCCCAUCAGUGCCAGCUCAUGUACUAUAAUAAAAGAAAUCUUUGAGUAGUGA
Molecule: messenger RNA, 432 nt
Organism: Lynx canadensis (Canada lynx)
Lineage: Eukaryota; Metazoa; Chordata; Mammalia; Carnivora; Felidae
Gene: ROMO1
Product: reactive oxygen species modulator 1
Exons: 3
Coding region: 108-347 (79 amino acids)
Biological process (GO): protein import into mitochondrial matrix; protein insertion into mitochondrial inner membrane
Cellular component (GO): TIM23 mitochondrial import inner membrane translocase complex
Source: RefSeq, a predicted model, not a curated record